GUUUCCCCACUUGAACUUGGAAUCAGCAGAAGCCACCCUUGCUUCAGUGGGCAUCUCGACUGGGCCCUUCCGGGGCUUGGCGACCUUCGCGCGUCAUUUACAUGGAAACACUCUUUCCCAUCCCUCCCCUGCAACUAGUCAGGGGAAGGUGUGAUUUGUUCUUGAUGAGCACGGGCCGAACCUUGAAUGAAGGAACCGGAUCUUGUCUGGUCCGUGGCUGGCGUCUUCCGCCAAUUCUCAACCCGAUAUAAACAGCAGCUCUGCAUGGAGGAGGUAAAGUCCAUUUCACAUAAGAAAUUCCCCGUUGAUAAUGAAGCAUCUAACAUGUGCGGUUCCCUGUCCUGAAUAAUUCUGCGCGGAAUCCCGCUGGACGAGCUAGGGUAGAAAGCUUGAAUGAUUUUGGAUAGGUCACUUCCAUGGAAGUAUUAUCCGGACUGGAGGCUAUAAAGUCUUUGCUUGUUACAAUGGCUCCCAUUAACGAAAACAGAGCUCUCGCUGACUCCGGCGUCAACCAGAACGCCCUCAAUGUACCGCCCGAUCUCGAAUCAAUCAUGCCCCCUGGGAUCGAGGAUAAACUGAAGUCGUCUCUGAAUGAGGCUAGGGAGCGCCACAGGCAGCGGUUUAACGAGCAGUACCAUACUGGGCGCUUUAUCGGUUUGUGUUCCGCAGAUGGUGAGAUAUAUGCCCAGCAUACAGCGUCAGUACAAGCGAUCCUGCGCUGUACCCCACCUAUGAAAAUCCCAAAGAAUACGGUUUACCUAAGUCCAUUCGGAGACGGUUACAGAGUGUUCGAGUAUCAGGAACAAAUGGCUCUGAACAUCAAAGAUUUGGAGGCACGUUCAGCGUGCCACAGCGCUGUCCAGCAAAUGAAAAAAUACAUAGAAGAUCUCAAGCUAUCCGAGGCCGCGCGCAGGGAAUGCCUAUUCCGGUUACGGACGAGUUUCCUCGGCGAAAUGAAGAAGUGGAGUGAUGAUCGAAGUCUCUUAUAUGUGCCGACGAGGGAGGAAACCAUCAGGGAUUUCUGUAGGUUGAUCCGAGAGAGGGUCGAGGACGGAGAUCAGGUCGCCGAGAACUUUGAAAGAGAGGCUCGGGGGAUUUAACGGCAGUAUUACGCCAUGUCAUGGUGAUGAAUGCUUGGGAACCAUAUGGUAGGAGUGAGACGUGGAGAGGGAGACUGCCA
Messenger RNA from Aspergillus ibericus CBS 121593, 1180 nucleotides. RefSeq lists its product as uncharacterized. The record is from RefSeq and is a predicted model, not a curated record. Lineage: Eukaryota; Fungi; Ascomycota; Eurotiomycetes; Eurotiales; Aspergillaceae. Bases 417 to 1100 code for a protein of 227 amino acids. The transcript is spliced from 2 exons.